Messenger RNA from Amoebophrya sp. A25, 413 nucleotides. The record is from the annotation of a GenBank genome assembly. NCBI's taxonomy places the organism in Eukaryota, Dinophyceae, Syndiniales, Amoebophryaceae.
CGCUGACAACGAUGAAACUACAGACUUGACCGUGCUGUCAAGAGCGAUCUUUGAGCAAUUCGUUGAAGACGUGUGGAGACAGGAGCAACAACUACAGCAACUACAGCAGGGAGGUCAACCGCAAACGCAAGAUUAUUUACCUCCCGUGCUCUUAGCUUAAGGCUCCUUGACACAAUAAAUUUCCAACCGUCCUUACUUAGUUUGUUAUGUAUCUUCUGGCUCUGUUUCCCUCUUACGCUAAAAAUUUUGAGGAAAUGAAGGACGGAAGACGAAUAAGUGAGUCAGAAAUGUUGAAGGAAUCCUCUGUCUUGGGGUGUCCUAUUGAAGAGGUUGAGCGCUAACGAAUGCUUCCAAUCAAUUGCCUACUAGCAGCAGCUAUGAAGGCAGAGGGACUAGAAUGGGUUCAAACAAUC